Messenger RNA from Cinclus cinclus, 1689 nucleotides. RefSeq names its product interleukin 17 receptor E like (gene IL17REL). The record is from RefSeq and is a predicted model, not a curated record. Gene Ontology annotation, molecular function: interleukin-17 receptor activity. The coding region runs from base 256 to 1689 and encodes 477 amino acids. Lineage: Eukaryota; Metazoa; Chordata; Aves; Passeriformes; Cinclidae. The transcript has 17 exons.
GAGGCUUUUACUGAUUGUCAGAAAUCACUGUUUCCUAUUUUUCAGUUUGGAACAUAUGAAAUGAGUUGAGCAUGCUUUAUAUUUCCCAGAAUUAGCAAUUUUCUGUCUUUGGAAAGUUUUAGAGGGAGGAGCUCAGAGGUGCUGUGGGAGGGACUAAAAUUCAUACUAAAGUUUUGGCACCAGAGGGAGAAUUGUCAGAGUAGAAGGUUUCUUCUGAGGUUUUGCUUUUUGUAUUUUUAUUUUUUUUAAUAGAGGAUGCUAAGUAUUUAUGUUCAGAUUCUUCUAAUAAUUCUCUUUUGGAAUGCUGAUUGUCAGAUUAUUCCCAGAAUUGAAGAAUGUGGACUUUCAUGUUCUCAGGGGAUUCACUGCAAAACCAAACCUUCUGGUGGCAUUUUUAACAGCUUCUGCCAUGAUGCUCCUGCAUCUUUAUCUUCUAUGGUAUUGAAAAGCAUGAAGGUCUCAACAGUGAUGAAAUGUGUCCAAGGAAGCCCAUGCUCUCUUCAUUUAAACAUUAAAGGAACACUGAGUUUGGAUGAGAAUGUCCGUGGGCUGGAAAUAUGUUCUUUUUCAUUGGACACACAGCAAUCUCAGUGCAUAAAUGUGAGAUUCACUAGGAAAAAAAGCAAGAUGCUUAAUGGAAAGAAGGUACAGGUAGAGUUCAAUUGCAUUGAAGUCAAUGUAGCACAACACAUCUAUGUGACCAUGAAAACUGUACCACAUUACUGUGAAGUCAAGCUGAGUCAGCAAUACUAUGUUGAAGAUUGCAGAAACAGUGAUGUGGGAAAAUAUAUUCCAGCUUGUUCAGCUGGAAAGUUGGAUUAUAAUUUAGACAAGGCAAGGAAAAUUGUAACAGUGCAUGUAUCCAACUUUCCCCGAGAUCAAGAUUAUUAUGUUCGCUUGUGCCACAAAUGGUUCACCUGUGAAGAUGUUGGGGCAUUUGCUGUGAUAAAAGGAAAGGAAUCUUUUAAAUCUGUUUCUUUGAAAUAUUCUCAGCUACUCCCUUGUCUUUGCAUUGAGGGUUGGCUGGCACUUCCAGAUGCAAGGAGAAUACAACUUUGCCCCUUUGAAAAUGAUACACAGGUGCUGUGGGACAGUAUUGUUUAUAACCCAUUGACACAAACCCUUGCUUGGGAGCCAGCCUGUCCUGUUCCUGUCAUGGUUAACCUAUGCAGGUUCACCAAGUCAAAUGACCAUUGUGAAGAUAUAGAGAACUCUUUCAAAAAUUCUCCUGAGAAACAGGUUAAAUAUUCUCGUGUGGACACUCACCCAAGACUUUGCAUGAAGUUUACGACCAAACGAGGAUCUUGGAUUAAAUGUCCAUUUACUCAUGGAGAAUUUCCAGCCUGGAAAAUGAGGACUGCUGCAGUUGCAGAACACAUACAAGUUUUCUUCACAUCCCAAACCAAGGCACGGUUCUCAGUGCUUGUGUGUAACAGGACGCAGAUGGCUUCGUGUGAAUCUCUUGGGAUGCACCAUUCAGUCUCUGUGGGAGAUUCUGUUUCAAUUGCUGUGUCACGGGAAAUGUGUGGGUCCACAAUUUGCAUUCAGGGCUGGAGAACAGAUGUAGAUUAUUCAGUUCCACUGCAGAUCUGUGAUACCUACUGUGGUUUUCAUGGUCAGUCACACAGUGAUGGAAGCCCACUAAAGGCCAUGACACACAGGAUGAAGAGUGUGCAGUCCCUGCAUUGA